Alligator mississippiensis (American alligator) is the source of this 4931-nucleotide messenger RNA. Its product is annotated as zinc finger protein 420-like. Gene Ontology annotation, biological process: regulation of DNA-templated transcription. Lineage: Eukaryota; Metazoa; Chordata; Crocodylia; Alligatoridae. The transcript is spliced from 7 exons. The coding region runs from base 16 to 3558 and encodes 1180 amino acids. The record is from RefSeq and is a predicted model, not a curated record.
AGCGGGCGGGACGGGAUGGAGCGGCCCCACGGCCUGGCGCUGCGCUGGGGUCUGUCCCGAAGCAGCCCGGCCCGGCCCUGCUCCGCGCUCGUCCCGGGCAGGGCCCGGCAGGGCGGGGCGGGGAGGGGCGCGGGAGCAGGACGGGCUGCUGCGGGGAGGCGGGUUCGUCCCGCCCCGCCUCGUCCCUCCUCCUGCACGUCGAGCCCGGGUGCGGGAUCCCCCUGCGCCGGCCCGGCCCGCGGGGGCAGCGCGGAGGGGUGUUCCUGGAGACUGGACACUGUUGAGAGGCGCCGUGCACAAGUGUACAGAGAGCGAGAGCCCAGGCCCCCGGCCGGUGACAUCCCUGCUGGGGAGACGUGGCUGCUGCGCUGGAGCCCGUGGCAGCCGUGGGCAUCCCCUUCCCAGCGGGAGCUGAAGGAGCAGGACACAGAAGGUGUGCAGGAGGGGCUGAGGGUGCAGAAGUCCCUCGUGUCAUCCAGACCGGAGCCGGUCCAGCACCAAGAGCUCUGGGGGCAGGACGCGAUGCAGGCCAUGCAGCCCCCUUGCGAGGCCGAGCUGCCCUCCGCGACCCCACAGUUGGCAGCGCGGGAUGAGCUCCCCACCCCAGAGCCCUGGCGCCAGCUCUUCCGUGGCCUGCGCUACCGGGAAGCUGAGGGCCCAGGGAAGAUUUGCAGCCUCCUGCGGGAGCUGUGCCGGUGCUGGCUGGAGCCCCAGCGCCGCAGCAAGGAGCAGAUGCUGGAGCUGGUGGUGCUGGAGCAGUUCCUGGCCAUCCUGCCCCUGGAGAUGCGGAGCUGGGUGUGCGGGUGCCGCGUGGAGACGUGUGCCCAGGCCGUGGCCCUGUCUGAGGGGUUUCAGCUGGGGCAGGCAGAGGACGAGAAGCUCCAGGUCACCAUGGGUGUGAAGGUCGAGGAAGGGUCCUCAGACCAGAUGCAGCCCCCAGGGGCCCUGCCGGAGCCUGGUGAUUCCUGGGAGCAGCAGCCAAAUGCCCAUGGUGCCCGGACCCUGAGCAGAGCGGAUCAGCAGCCUCCAGAGGAAGGGCCUGUGAACCUGGAGCUGCAGAGACCCUCCCCAGGGAGACGGGGACAGAGCGGCUCCCUGACGCCUGGGCCGGGCCAGCUGCAGGAGGGGCAGGGCAGGCCGGCGAAGCAGGGGGAGAGCAUGGAGCUCCGGGAGGUGUUUGAGGACGUGGCAGUGUAUUUCACACGGGAGGAGUGGGAGCUGCUGGAAGAGGAAGACAAGGGGCUUUACCGGGACCAGAUGCUGAGGAACUACCAAGCCCUCGUUUCCCUGGCAGGGUAUUGUGGUCCCACACCUGACUUGAUCUGCCGCAUCCAGCGAGAACAGGUCGAGCUCUGGGUCUGUGAUGAUGUGUACUGUGGGGAAAUCUUGAGGCCGGAGGACCUGCUGCCAGGACAUGCCUGGUUGCUGAGCAGAAAUGAGGAGCAGGCUCCUGAGAAAGAGCCUGAAAAGCUAAAGCCAUCAUGGGCUUCCCUGGGGAGUGUGGGUGAGGUGGAUUCCCUGAGCCCAGCAAAGGACCAAUGCCACAAGGGCCAGGGGAUGCCCCAAAAGCAGGAAAAUGUAGCAGCAAAGCAGGUCCCAUCUCCAGUUGGGCAUUGGGAUGAAGAAGGGGAACAAGCCCGAAACAGCCCGAGGUGCAGGGAUGAAUAUAUCAUGCUGAGACACCUGAAGAGGCAGAAAGCAAAGGUCCACUGGAGAGAGACACUGCAUGCAAACCAGGGCAGUGUGCAGGAGCUGGUAAAGAGGCAGGAGUUCACUGCCAAGCCCAGGGGGAGAGUCCACUCCUGCCCUCAGUGCAGGAAAAGCUUUAGUUGCCCCUCGCGCCUGGCUCUUCACAAGAUAAGACAUGCUAGGAAGAAGCCCCAUGUAUGUGCCACGUGUGGGAAGAGCUUCACCUGCCUCUCGACCCUGGCUGCUCACCACCAGGUCCAUUCUGGACAGCUCCCCCACCGCUUCACCAAAAGGGGGAAGAGCUUUGUUCACAGCUUGGAGCUGCUCAAAAAACAACAUGUGCACAGGAAGAAGCAUCAGUACCACUGCGUCACAUGUAGCAAGACCUUUACCCAUAUCUUCUCCCUGGUUCAGCACCGUCGGAUGCACUUGGGGAGGAAGACGCACCACUGCAAUGAGUGCAGGAAGAACUUCAUCAGCUGGCAAGACCUGUCCCAGCACCGGUGUGUACAGAAGAGGCAGCAACCACACUGCUGCACAAAGUGUGGGAUGAGAUUCAGGCAGCCCUCCAGCCUGGCCAGGCACAGGUGCAUGAACACACGGGAGAAGCCACAUCGUUGUUCUGUGUGUGGGAAGAGCUUUGCUCAAUCCUCCAACCUUACCCUGCACCAGCGCAUCCACACAAGGGAGAAGCCACAUGGUUGUUCUGAGUGUGGGAAGGGCUUCACCCUGUCCUCCCACCUGACUGUGCACCAGCGAAUCCACAAUGGGGAGAAGCCACAUCAGUGCUCUGUGUGUCAGAAGAGCUUCACCUACAUGUCCCGUCUGACCCGGCAUCAGCGCAUCCACACAGGAGAGAAGCCACAUCAGUGCUCUGUGUGUCAGAAGAGCUUCACCCAAUCCUCCCACCUAGCUGUGCACCAGCGCAUCCACACAGGGGAGAAGCCACAUCAGCGUUCUGUGUGUCAGAAGAGCUUCAUGUCCAACUCCAGCCUGACACAGCACCAGCGCAUCCACACAGGGGAGAAGCCACAUCAGUGCUCUGUCUGUGGGAAGAGAUUCACCAAACGCUCCCAACUAGCUGAGCACCAGCGCAUCCACACAGGGGAGAAGCCACAUCAGUGCUCUGUGUGUCUGAAGAGCUUCAGCUACAUCUCCAGCCUGACCCGGCACCAGCGCAUCCACACAGGGGAGAAGCCACAUCAGUGCUCUGUGUGUCAGAAGAGCUUCACCCAAUCCUCCCACCUAGCUGUGCACCAGCACAUCCACACAGGGGUGAAGCCAUAUCACUGCUCUGUGUGUGAGAAGAGCUUCACCCAAUCCUCACACCUAACUGAGCACCAGCGCAUCCACACAGGGGAGAAGCCAUAUCACUGCUCUGUUUGUGAGAAGAGCUUCACCCAAUCCUCCCACCUAGCUGAGCACCAGCGCAUCCACACAGGGCUCAAGCCACAUCAGUGCUCUGUGUGUCAGAAAAGCUUCACGUCCAUCUCCAGCCUGACACAGCACCAGUGCCUCCACACAGGGGAGAAACCACUUCAGUGCUCUGUCUGUGGGAAGAGAUUCACCAGAUGCUCCCAACUAGCUGAGCACCAGCGCAUCCACACAGGGGAGAAGCCACAUCAGUGUUCUGUGUGUAUAAAGAGCUUCACCGACAUCUCCAGCCUGACCCGGCACCAGCGCAUCCACACAAGGGAGAAGCCACAUCAGUGCACAGUGUGUGGGGAGACCUUCACCCAUUCCUCCCACCUGGCCCGGCACCAGCGCAUCCACACAGGGGAGAAGCCACAUCGCUGUUCUGAGUGUGGGAAGAGCUUCAGCCGAUCCUCCCACCUGACCCGGCAUCAGCUGAUCCACACAGGGGAGUAGCCACAUUAGUGCUCUGCAUGUGGAAAGAGCUCCACACUGUCCUCCAGGUGGGCCUAGCCCCAGCAUGUCUACACAGGGGACAAGCCACAUCAGUGCUCUGUGUGUGGGAAGAGCUUCCCCCACUCUUCCCAUAUGGUGCAGCAGCAGCUUAUCCACAAAAGGGAGAAGCCAAAUCAGUGCUAUGAGUGUGGGAAGAGCUUCACCCACUCUUCCAAGCUGGCCCAGCAGCAGUGCAUCCACAAAGGGGGAGUAGCCACAUCAUUGCUCUUAGUGUAGGCAGAGCUUCACCUACUCCGGCAGCCUCUGCUGAGCACCAGUGCAUCUACACAGGGGAGAAGCUACAUCGGUGCUCUGAGUAUUGGAAAAGCUUCCCCCAUCUCUCCCACCUGUCCCAGUAUCAGCACAUCCAUACCCAGAAGCAUCUCUAAUUCUGCCAGCCGUGCAGGAAGCCCUGGGAGAUGUCUGCCUGCUCAGCACCCACCAGUGGUGCAUUCAGACAAGCACCCCUAUGCUGGUGACUGUCACAACCCAAAAGUUGUGAUUUGGUUUUUGUGUGUGCUUCGGCACUGCUAAAUUAUGUUCCCACCAAAUUGUAGUUUCUUUGCAUGGUAGAGUUCUCUGCUGUGAGAGAGAACUCUGGUGCAACGGAGGGUUUUCCCACCGAUUUUGCAGCUUCUUUGCACUGUGUAUAUCUUUUGCAUUUGGAGAUACACGCUGCAAAGGAGUUCCCGCCAUUUGUAUUAAGAUCCGUGCCACAUUAUUGGCCGGUUUUUAAAUUAUGCAUAUGUGGCGACUAGCUAUUGGCUUGCUAGCCAUACAAAAGGCUUGGGUAGUUUCCGCCCAAGCCAGAGAGAGAGGAAACCUGGAGAUACCCGGAGGGAGAAACCCGGAGAUACCCGGAGAGAGAGAACCUGAACUCGAGGAUCUCGAAGCGCUGCGGAUCCUCACGGACCGAACGCAUCUCUCUUAAGCAGGCAGCGGAGUUCUAACCAGCCUCUAGCCUCUCCCCGUCGCCGAGCACAAUCCUAAGAUGUAUCCCUAUCCUAAGAACCCAGUUUUCGACCCCUCGGAGUAUUGGCAGCUCCAAGGGACCUGGGAACCGGACCGUUUCCACAGAGCCUAGCAAACUUCGUGUGAUUAAUUACCGAACCUGCGGAGCCUAGCAAACUCCGUGAGGACCGAACCCCGCAGAGACUAGCUAACUCCAUGAGGACCGAAUUGCUGAACCCCGCGGAGCCUAAACCACUCCGGGGCCUAGGAACCGUGUUUGUCAGAGUCCUUUAAUGAGGAUUCAAUGGAUCUGCACCUGGAAAGCUGUCCAGCCUACACCAUAACCAUCUUCGGUGUAAGUAAAUAAUCUUUUCAAUCAACAA